Helianthus annuus (common sunflower) is the source of this 1548-nucleotide messenger RNA. Its product is annotated as serine carboxypeptidase-like 34. Gene Ontology annotation, biological process: proteolysis. Gene Ontology annotation, molecular function: serine-type carboxypeptidase activity. The transcript has 9 exons. Bases 31 to 1473 code for a protein of 480 amino acids. Gene Ontology annotation, cellular component: vacuole. NCBI's taxonomy places the organism in Eukaryota, Viridiplantae, Streptophyta, Magnoliopsida, Asterales, Asteraceae. The record is from RefSeq and is a predicted model, not a curated record.
UCUAAUCAUUUCAAGACACACACACACACAAUGAAUACCUCAAGGACAUGUAGUUUUCUCCUCAUAAUAUCAACAGCCAUUCUCAGGUGGAGUGUGGCAGUUUCCGGCCAACAGGCGCCAACGAGUAGAGCAUUGCUCGAGCAAAACGCCGAUAGAGUGACCCGUCUUCCAGGGCAACCUAUGGUGAGCUUCAAGCAGUAUGCAGGAUAUGUUACAGUCAAUGAAAGCCAUGGAAGGGCACUGUUUUAUUGGUUUUUUGAGGCUGAAGAAAGCCCAGAAAAGAAGCCUCUCCUUCUAUGGCUAAAUGGAGGUCCAGGAUGUUCUUCUAUUGGAUAUGGCGGGAUGGAAGAGUUGGGACCGUUUGUAGCUCAGAAGGGCACAUCAAAACUCCGUUUAAAUGGUUAUGCAUGGAAUAGAGCUGCCAAUUUGUUAUUUCUCGAGUCUCCGGUUGGCGUCGGAUUCUCUUACACCAACACAAGCAACGAUUUAAAGCAGCUCGGUGACAAAAUUACAGCCCGGGACUCAUACACGUUUCUACUAAGGUGGUUCAGGAGAUUUCCACAAUACAAGUCCCAUGAAUUCUACAUUGCUGGUGAAAGCUAUGCAGGGCACUAUGUUCCUCAACUAGCCGAUCUUAUAUUCGAUAAAAACAAGACCAUUGCCGACGAAGAUAGAAUAAAUUUUAAGGGAAUUAUGAUUGGAAACGCGUUGUUGGAUGAUGCAACUGAUCAGACCGGAAUGAUAGAUUAUGCUUGGGAUCACGCCGUUAUAUCAGAUCGCGUGUAUAAUGGUGUCAAGAGCAAAUGCAACUUUAGUGACUCGAACUCAUCAAAUGCGUGUGAUGCAGCACUGAAUGAUUACUUUGAUGUUUACAAAAUCAUCGAUAUGUAUAGCUUGUAUGCACCCUCGUGUGUCGAUACUACCCCCAAUUCCACUCGGCGUACACAUAUGCGUGGCAAAGUUUCCCCUCACACAUUAUCCAAGAACAAAGCUUGGCACGUUAAACCAACGGGAUAUGACCCGUGUCAAUCACAAUAUACCGACUCGUAUAUGAACAAGCCAAAUGUUCAAGCCGCGCUCCACGCUAAUACCACGAAAAUUCCAUACCCGUGGGCACAUUGUAGUGACGCUAUAGCGUAUUGGAACGAUGCUCCGGAUUCUAUACUUCCGGUCAUCAAAAAACUUGUUGCCGGCGGCAUUCGUGUUUGGGUUUUCAGCGGAGAUACCGAUGGAAGGAUUCCGGUUACCUCUACAAGACUCUCGUUGAGAAAACUUGGAUUGAACAUAGUUGAAGACUGGUCUCCAUGGUACACUAGAAGUCAGGUUGGUGGAUGGACGAUGACAUACGAUGGAUUGAUGUUUGUAACAAUAAGGGGAGCGGGACAUCAAGUACCUACUUUCAAACCGAAAGAAGCCCUUCAACUUAUUAGACAUUUUUUAUCCAAUCAAAAGUUACCAUCUUCACCAUUUUAGCAGUUGUGGGACCAAUUAUAACAAACAUAAUAUCAAUUGAUUCAUGAACCUACAAAAUGUGGGUUACCAUUAUAU